AUGGCAGCUCUCACACGUACUAAAUCUAAAUCACUCGCCAGUCCAUCUUCUUCGAUAACUACACCUACACUUAUACAAAUCCCCCAAGCUCCCAACCUACCAAUAAAUCAACCAACCCUAAGCACCCUCCCCCCCGAACUACACCUCCUCAUCUCCGCACACCUAACGUAUCCGGACGCCCUCUCCCUGAAACACACAAACCGGCAUUUCUACAAUCUAGUUUACACGGGCGUAGACCUCAAGAUAGAAUGGUUGAUUGAGCGGCGGACGUUGCAUUUGGAUUGUCCGCAUGAUAGGAAGUGCGAGCUGGGGAGUGAUAUGCGGUUUUGUAGGGGGAGUGUUAGGCUACUGAUGAAGAGACGGAGAGAGCAUGGCGAGUGUGACACGGGAGAGGGCGGAAGAGGUUGCUUGGUUUUCGGGACGAGGAUUUGUACGUUUAGGAGGAAGCGGAUUGGGUUGUUGGAGAAGAUAAGGAGUUCUAUUUUGAGACUGGGAAGCGAGAAUGUGUUGGUUUGGUGGAUGUGUCUUGCGGUCAUGGGAGCUUUGUUAGGAUGGGUUUGCUUGGAGGUGCAGAAGAUGCAUGUCCAGCCACUACUUCUAUAA
Molecule: messenger RNA, 603 nt
Organism: Lachnellula hyalina
Lineage: Eukaryota; Fungi; Ascomycota; Leotiomycetes; Helotiales; Lachnaceae
Exons: 2
Coding region: 1-603 (200 amino acids)
Molecular function (GO): protein binding
Source: RefSeq, a predicted model, not a curated record